AUGCAAAACCAACGAGAACGUUUUAAAUUGAAUCUUGAUCCUGCAGAGAUUGAUGCACUGAGUCCAGAGGAAUUGAAACAAAAAGUUCCUAAUCAAGCGGAUGAGGCUCUCAAACUCAGGCUGAAGAAAUACGGAAUGAAGCAAUGUAAAGUGGAAUCCAAGAAUUUUGCCGAUUGCUCCAAAGACAAAUUAUUAUCAAUUGCUGUAAAGUGCAAAGAUGAGCUACAAGCACUAACAGAUUGUAUUACCAUUUAUUUAAAUGAAGAAAAUAUGAACAAGAUGAGGAGAGCAUAUCUAAAAGGAGAGCUUGUUAAAAAGCAUAACAUAACGGACCUGAGAAGUGAGCUAAAUCGAAGGUUGGAGGAAAGAUCAAAGACAACAUCAACAAAGGAAAAUAUUUAA
This is a messenger RNA of Naegleria fowleri, 402 nucleotides long. RefSeq lists its product as uncharacterized. Lineage: Eukaryota; Heterolobosea; Eutetramitea; Acrasida; Naegleriidae. Bases 1 to 402 code for a protein of 133 amino acids. The record is from RefSeq and is a predicted model, not a curated record. The transcript is spliced from 2 exons.